AUGAAUGUGAUGCGUAGAUUGACGAGUAUGGCUUCUGGACGUAGUUUCGGCACCUCUAAUAACGUAGGAGAAGACGAGACGCCAAGAUCGAAGAAGCCUAACAAAACUCGUGAAGAUAUAGAGUCUACGGAAACGGCUACGUACGAGAGAGGUUCUACUUGUUUAGGAGAUGAUAAGACACGAGAAGAAUCUGUCUCUACGACAGAGAGUUCUCAUUCAUUACCAAAAGACAUGGCAAGCGGUGUUGAUGACAAGGAUUUGGACAGUGGAAUCAUCAAAGGAAAUGGGACAGAAUCUGGUCGGAUUAUUACCACCACAAAGAAGGGUCUGAAUGAUCAAAGAGACAAGACAAUCUCGUACAAAGCUGAAAAUGUAAUUGGCACAGGCUCAUUCGGUGUUGUCUUUCAGGCUAAGUGCUUAGAGACAGAAGAACAAGUAGCAAUCAAGAAAGUGUUACAAGACAAGAGAUACAAAAACAGAGAGCUUCAGAUAAUGCGAAUACUCGAGCAUCCUAACGUCGUUGAGCUUAAGCAUUCUUUCUUCUCCACCACUGACAAAGACGAGCUUUAUCUUAACCUUGUUCUUGAGUAUGUACCAGAGACUAUAUACCGUGCAUCAAGAUCUUACACCAAGAUGAAUCAGCAAAUGCCCUUGAUUUAUAUUCAGCUUUACACAUAUCAAAUUUUCCGCGCAGUGAACUAUCUGCAUCGAGCUGUUGGAGUGUGUCACCGUGACAUUAAACCGCAAAAUCUAUUAGUCAAUAAUGUUACACAUGAGGUAAAGAUAUGCGACUUUGGGAGCGCGAAAAUACUGAUUCCUGGAGAACCCAAUAUAUCAUACAUAUGCUCAAGGUAUUACAGAGCUCCAGAACUCAUCUUUGGAGCAACUGAGUACACAACCGCUAUAGAUAUGUGGUCUGUAGGCUGUGUUAUGGCUGAACUUUUUCUUGGACAUCCUCUGUUCCCUGGAGAGACUAGUGUUGAUCAAUUGGUGGAGAUAAUUAAGAUUUUGGGGACACCAUCUAGAGAAGAGAUAAAGAACAUGAACCCUCGUUACAAUGAUUUCAAGUUCCCUCAAAUAAAACCUCAACCAUGGCACAAGAUUUUUAGGAGACAGGUGCCUCCUGAAGCAUUGGAUCUUGGCUCUAGACUCCUCCAGUAUUCACCAAACUUGAGAUGCUCAGCGGUAAGAGAGAACAAUCCCCAUUUGAUUUCUGACUUAGUUUCUAGCAUUACAUCAUUAAAAUGGCUGCUUUUGUUUCAGCUUGAAGCAUGUGCACACCCGUUCUUUGAUGCUCUGAGAGACCCCAACACAUCCUUGCCUAAUGGAAGAGCACUUCCUCCAUUGUUUGAUUUCACAGCUCAAGAAUUGGCUGGUGCAUCUGUUGAAUUGCGUCAUCGUUUAAUCCCUGAGCAUGCAAGGAAAUGA
Eruca vesicaria subsp. sativa (arugula) is the source of this 1428-nucleotide messenger RNA. The record is from the annotation of a GenBank genome assembly. NCBI's taxonomy places the organism in Eukaryota, Viridiplantae, Streptophyta, Magnoliopsida, Brassicales, Brassicaceae.